AUGGGUGGAGUCAAACACCGAACGUUGAGCACCACCCAAUCUGCACGCUGCAGCCAGGGGCAUCUCGCUCGUGUGGGCCUCAUGCACAUCGGCGUGUUCAUCCUGCUGCUACUGGGUGGAGAGAGAAACGUUGGUGUUUGUCUGAAUAAACUGUACACUCUCCGUGUCCCCAUGGAUAUUCCUGUUUUUACCGGAACCCACGCAGACCUGCUCAUCGUGGUCUUUCAUAAAAUCAUCACCAGUGGACACCAGCGUCUCCAGCCUCUGUUUGACUGUCUGCUCACCAUCAUAGUCAACAUCUCCCCUUAUCUGAAGAGUCUGUCCAUGGUCGCUGCCAACAAGCUGCUCCACCUGCUGGAGGCUUUCUCCACGCCGUGGUUCCUCUUCUCCUCCUCCCAGAACCACCACCUGGUCUUCUUCCUGCUGGAGGUCUUCAACAACAUCAUCCAGUAUCAGUUUGACGGUAACUUUAACCUGGUCUACGCCAUCAUCAGGAAGAGGAAUGUUUUCCACCAGCUGGCCAACCUGCCGUCUGAUACGGCGUCAAUCCAGAAAGCUCUGCAGAAGAAGAAGCAGACUUCAGACCGUCAUGAGGCUCUUACAGGUUCUGGUCCCACAGGUGGAGAAGAUCUGCAUCAACAAGGGUUUGACAGACGAGUCAGAAAUCUUAAAGUUCCUCCAGCACGGCACGCUGGUCGGCCUCCUGCCUGUCCCUCAUCCCAUCCUCAUCAGGAAGUACCAAGCCAACGCCGGCACCGCCAUGUGGUUCAGGACAUACAUGUGGGGCGUCAUCUACCUACGCAAUGUGGAUCCUCCAAUCUGGUACGACACGGACAUCAGGCUCUUUGAGAUCCAGAGGAUUUAAAGAUGCCGGGUGGGAUCCACGUUUCUGUUUGUUUCAGCCUGUCCACCUUCUGAGAUC
Messenger RNA from Cheilinus undulatus (humphead wrasse), 922 nucleotides. Its product is annotated as protein HID1-like. Gene Ontology annotation, cellular component: Golgi trans cisterna; membrane; Golgi medial cisterna. Lineage: Eukaryota; Metazoa; Chordata; Actinopteri; Labriformes; Labridae. The transcript is spliced from 6 exons. Bases 1 to 849 code for a protein of 282 amino acids. The record is from RefSeq and is a predicted model, not a curated record.